GAGAGCGAGAGAGAGAGGGAGAGAGCAGCAUCCCGCGGGCAGAUGAUCCAGAGGAACUAACUUGCCUCCGCCGUUUGAGAGCUCCCCCUGCUGGACCGGAAGACAGCGUCUGUGGCUUCAGCCCUGCAGGUCAUGAGCAGUGUAAAGGGCCAGCUUGGACAGGAUGUGGAGAAACAGGGCAUCAAGCUGCCAAAGAAAUGGAACGAUCCCAACGACAAGAUCCCCACAGACCGGACCAUGGUGGUGGGAGGCCUGGCUGGAGGUGGAGAUUCCUCAGAUGGUCCAGGAGGUCAACUGAAGAAGCGCCGGCAGCGCUACGUGGAGAAGGACGGCAAGUGUAACGUUCACCAUGGCAACGUUCGGGAAACCUACCGCUACCUGACGGACAUCUUCACCACACUGGUGGACCUGAAGUGGCGCUUCAACCUGCUGGUGUUCACACUGGUCUACACCACCACGUGGGUUUUCUUCGGCUUCAUCUGGUGGUUGAUCGCUUAUGCCAGAGGUGACCUCGACCACACAGAUGAUGGAGACUGGACGCCAUGCGUCAACAACCUAAAUGGUUUCGUCUCGGCUUUCCUCUUCUCCAUUGAGACGGAGACGACCAUUGGCUACGGCUACCGCGUGAUCACGGAGAAGUGUCCGGAAGGUAUCAUUCUGCUUUUGGUGCAGGCCAUCCUGGGCUCCAUCGUCAAUGCCUUCAUGGUGGGCUGCAUGUUCGUGAAAAUCUCACAGCCCAAGAAACGUGCUGAGACGCUGAUGUUCUCGCAGAACGCCGUCAUUUCCAUGCGGGACAGCAAGCUUUGCCUGAUGUUCCGGGUAGGAGACUUGCGUAACUCGCACAUUGUGGAAGCGUCAAUACGAGCCAAGCUGAUCCGCUCCAAACAGACCAAAGAAGGAGAGUUCAUCCCCCUCAACCAGACGGACAUCAAUGUGGGCUUCGACACUGGAGACGACCGACUCUUCCUGGUGUCUCCGCUCAUCAUCUGCCAUGAGUUUAACGAAAGUAGCCCCUUCUGGGAGAUCUCUCAGGAGCAGCUGGCAAGAGAGGAGUUCGAGAUAGUGGUCAUUCUGGAGGGGAUGGUGGAGGCCACAGGGAUGACCUGUCAGGCUCGUAGUUCGUAUCUGGACUCAGAGGUUCUGUGGGGCGAGCGCUUUACACCGGUUCUCUCUCUGGAGGAGGGCUUUUAUGAGGUCGAUUACGACACGUUCCACCAAACGUACCCAACCCCCACCCCCACCUGCUCCGCCCGCGAGCUCGCCGAACUCGCCAAGAAAGGAGAGGCCAUCCCUCUGCCUCCACUUUCACCACCGGCCAGCGGCGGGGGCUCCACCAAUUCACCGGGGGAGGAGGGAGAGGGGGAGGAGGACGGAGAAGAAGAGAACGUUAGCAACGGGGACGUGAAAAAAAUGGACACUGACCAUCAGUAUGAAGACGAGCAAGCAAACUGACCACACGCCCUUCCGCUGGGUCAGGACGGACAGACGAAAUGAGGGAUUAAAGCGACAGUACAACUAAAAAUUACAUUUACACAACUUCAUCCCCUUCGUGGAAAAUGCAGUCAAUCGGUUUAGUGUCUGAAUUUUGUCUUUUCAUGUUGUGUUUGGUUUAACUGGAAAUGGGAGUUAUGGAAGUAGGAAUUUUCACAUGGCAAAUGGGAAUUGCACCAUUAUCAACCUCCGGUUGUUCGAGCUACAAAGUGGCAAAAAAAAAAGACUUUUUUAUGAAAGCAAGCGUUGCAACAAGCUAACCAGCUAAUGUCAGUGAUAUGUGCUGCAGCUUUAACAUUUAUAAUGUAUUGUAGCAUCAGUGCAGAGUAACACAAAACACCCACACCCUCAGAUGUGAUAACAAAUAACACACAACACAUUUCUACACUAACAAGCAACAACAAAUAACACCCAGCUGCCAUUCUCUCUCUCCGCCACC
Messenger RNA from Colossoma macropomum (tambaqui), 1930 nucleotides. RefSeq lists its product as uncharacterized. The transcript is spliced from 4 exons. Gene Ontology annotation, molecular function: inward rectifier potassium channel activity. The record is from RefSeq and is a predicted model, not a curated record. Gene Ontology annotation, cellular component: plasma membrane. The coding region runs from base 133 to 1452 and encodes 439 amino acids. Gene Ontology annotation, biological process: regulation of monoatomic ion transmembrane transport; potassium ion import across plasma membrane. NCBI's taxonomy places the organism in Eukaryota, Metazoa, Chordata, Actinopteri, Characiformes, Serrasalmidae.